AUGAGCUUCAUCAAAAGGGUCCUAGAUGCUGAGACCCCCGAGACCGUGUUUCUCACGGGGAAUCAGAUUUACCAUAAUAUUGCUGAUAGCGAGUCCGCUCCGCUGAAGUUGUUUACGCCCUUCGUCCGCCGCUCCAUCUUCUUCACGGCCGUUCUCAGCAACCAUGAGGACAAUGGCGGACAUACACUCUCUCAUAUGAAAUCCAAGCUUAUUUAUGGAGCUCUCUACUUGAAGACCAGGGCUCAUGAAAGACACAAUGUCUACAACUAG
Molecule: messenger RNA, 270 nt
Organism: Colletotrichum destructivum
Lineage: Eukaryota; Fungi; Ascomycota; Sordariomycetes; Glomerellales; Glomerellaceae
Product: Putative metallo-dependent phosphatase
Exons: 2
Coding region: 1-270 (89 amino acids)
Source: RefSeq, a predicted model, not a curated record